AUGCUGAGCGACUUAAGGUGCAGUUCUAUGAAUGGACACAUAAUGAGUUCAAUGAGACUUACUCCAAGGAAAGCCUUUAGUUUUUUUUUUAAAAAAGAAGAAGCUAAGUUUUAAAAAGAAAAACUGCAUCAGGGUUGUAGAUCAGUGGUAGAACAUCUGCCUUGCAUACACAAGGUCCCAAAAUGUCAUUUUGCCAUCAAGGCAAUGUUGGCAUGGAGUUGUGUCACAUGGCAAGGAACGAGAGGGUGGAUUCUUUGGGACCAAGAGUCUUGGUCCAGACUGCUUAUUUAUUUUUGCAUUUAUUUAUUGCAUUCAUGUCCCACCUUUCCUCAUUUAAUUCCUAUAGAAACCCUGUAAUGUAGGCAAGGCUGAGAGGCAGUGGAUGGACCACGAUCAUCUAGGGAGCUUCAUGGCCUGAGAUUUGAACCCUGGUCUCCCAGGUCCUAGUCCAAUACUAACCACUACACCACACCAGCUCAGACUAUUCUGUCCAUUUCAAAUACUAACAUUUGUCCUUCAGGGUUAUGGAACCCUAAUAGUUCACCAAGGUCCAUCAGAGCAAUAGUAGCUUAUAGGAUGAGUGUUGGAUACAAGCUUUGGAGCUUGUUGAGGUAGUUUUGUCCUUCCCCUCUGGUCAUCUGCCUGGUGUAAACACCAAGCAGUUAAGCAUUCAAUUUCAAAGUAUCUCCUUCCUUCAAUCAAUGCUUAACCCUGCAUGCAAAACAGUGUAUGCAAAUCCAAAACCUGGGCAGAAACUCCGAGGUGAUGGUUAGAUGAGUCUUUAUUUAAUUUUCUAUUCCCUUCCCCCCCCCCUCCAACUUAGCCCAAGGGCUUGUUGCAAUGCCUUUGGCCAUGUACAACACAAGCCACCAUUUGCGAUUAGGGGCGGGGCCUCCUGGACAUAGGCGAGGCUUUGCAAAUAAGUUUAUUUCUGGGCUUUCCCCAUUUGUGCAACUUUAUUGAUCCAUCCCAUCUACCUGUGUAUCCGCCCCCCCCCCCAACCAGAGAACAAUAAGAUAUUGAGGAGGCGACAGGAGAGAGGCAUAUCUUCGGUGGCAGCAAGCGAUGGCAGCAGUCGUCUCCGUCGACCUGCCCCUUUAGCAAUGAAUGAUGCGAGCGCUCUGGAAUUGGGGACAGGGCUGCCUGCGGUGGGAGGGCGGGAGGGGGAGUCCGGCUGCCCAACGCCCCUCGGGCGGCUUGCACCAAAGUGCGGCGUUGGGUUACAUCAGCAAAGCAAAUGCGAGCCCAAGACGCCGGGCCAACUUCAGAAGCCUCCUUCGCGCGGCUGGCCAUGGAAUACGCACGAUAUGUCGAGCCGCUGACUUCAGCCAAGAGCUAUUCGCUGGAUCUCCUGGUGUUGUUUGAUGCUGGACGGGGCGCGCGGGGGGGAGGCGGGGGAGCGCCUGCAAGAGAAAGGAGAAGCGCUCGCUUGUGUGUGUGUGAGUGUGAGUGUGUUUAGGUCCGCGGGCGAAUCAGAGGCGGCGAUGGGGGCCGCGUCACCGAGCGCCAAGCCUAUAAAGGCAUCUCGCGGGCCGUCUCCCCCUGGCAAAGAGAGCUCUCGGCGUGCGCUUGGGACGGCUCGAGCGCGCCCUCCUCUGCCCCCUGGCGUGCGAGCGGAGCUAGACCUCCGGCGGCAGGAGAGCCUUUCUUUCCUUUCUCGCUUGCCCCCUCCACGUCGAUUCCAGAGGAUCUUACAGUGACCUGGUGGUGGUGCUUGGUGGUGUUGGAAGAGGAGGACGCGAGGGGAGGGCGGGCAAGACUCGGCGUCUGGAUUUUGCACUAGCCUUUGGUGGCGCAGCGCAUCAUUCCACAUGGAUCUAUCUGCCAAGCUUUGACUUGCCCUCGGGGAGGACGCAGCUUUGCUGGCUUCUGAGUCCCCUUUCUCCCCGACCAGCCUUCCUCGGACCCUCCACUCCCGGGGCCCUUGUCUCUCUUGGGUGCGCCCCGCGCCCCGCCCUCUCCCCUCCCCACCUCUUCUCCCUGGAGCAGCCGGCGUGGCCGGGGCCCCCCGAUGUCUUCACUGGACUCCCCGCCGCUGUGGGUGGGGUGUCUCUCUCCGGCGUCCGGCCAGCGGCUUCUUCUUCUUCUUCUCCUUCUGAACUGUAGGCUCCAGGGCCAGUUGCGACUGACAGGCGGCGCGCCCCGCGGCCAGGCGAGUUUCUCGCGCCGUCUACCUUGAAGCUUUGGAUCGGGCGCAGCGCAAGGCGUGGGGAAGGCGCGGCGCCCCCCGGCUGCACCUGCGGGGCUGCGGCGGGGGGAGGGCGCGGGGCGGCGGCGGCGGCAACAGCUCCCUCCCCCGCCUGGAUUGCGAGCAAGGCUCUUCUCCCCACCCCAGCCCACAUCGCCCACCCACUUCGAGGAUCUCCGCGCCCCGGGCUCCACAUGCAUCUCUGAGCCGGAGAGCCGUGGAUCCCGGGCGUUCAUGUCACCCUUGGGUCGGAAGAGACCAGAUCCGAGGUAAGCAGGGGGAGGGCUCUCCGGGGAAACCGCCCCUCUGGGCUGGGGAGCUCAGGGAGUUGCGCAGCGAUGGUCUGGCUGGUUGAGGGGCCUGGGAUGGGGACGGGGAGAGACUCGCCUGCUCCGAGGACAGGAGUUUUGGGGCGGCUUCUCCCCACCUCCCCCACCUUGAGAACUCCGCCCUGGUUAUUCUGGAUCCGCCGGAAUCCAGGGGUCUAAACCAGCAGAGUCGGGUGGUAACAUUUCAAGAGCGCCAGUAGCGAGGGCCCUCUAACAAAAAAGGAGGGGAAACUUGCAGGAGUUAAAAGUGGUAUUUUUUAUAAUUAUUUUCUUGGGGAGUGGGUUGUUUCUGUCUCCAUCCCGCCAUCUCGCGUUGGUUAAGUGGGCUCCUUUGCCUGCGGGGGGGGGGGCAUUUGGGAAAUCCCCAGGGAGGUCUUAUGGCACGAACUCGUUUUAGAAGUAUAGACUCAUCCUCUGGUCAUUUCAAGCGGGUUAGUUUAACUUCAUUGUUGAACUUCUCAAAAAAAAAUAGUGAAGGUGAUGAGCGCGUUCCAAAUAACUGUUUGGCAGUCGUUACGCAGUUACGUCGGGCCGAAGUUGAGAGAAAGCCUUGUGAGAACUGGACAGAACUGGGGUCCUGCCCCAUAGCUCUCCACUGGCGCGCCUCUGGCAGCCAGACGCAACGGUUGCUUAGGUUUCUGGAGAAUGCGCUUCUUUGCUAUAUAAGGCCACUCGCAACACCACCCCAGAUCCAAAUCAGUAUGGCUGGGGUCAUCUGAACCCGGAUCCUAUGUCUAUUUAUUCAGAAGGGAGACCCACUGUCUUCGGUGGGGCUUACUCCCAGGUAAGUGUGCAAUUACAAUAACUCCCCGCCCUGCAGCUCUAAAUAUUUUGCCGUCGGCCUGCUCACCUGAAAAGACGCUUCCUCUGGAGAGCUUCAAAUGUGGAGGAAUUAAAUUUGUCUCGUUACUCUCCCUUGGACCAAGGCGAUAUAUAUGGUUCUACCUCUCCCGCUUUAGUCUAACAACAUCCCUGUGAGGUAGAUUAGACUGAGAGACCGUUACCAGCCAAAGGGUCGCCUGGUGAGAGUUUCAAGUUGAGUGGCGGGUUGGAACACUUGUCUCUCAGAUCCUCCCUGUUAUGCCAAGGUUUUCCUCGGCUUCAAGAGUGAAGGGCGACAUUUUUUUGCAUCCUUGAAUAACAGUGCAAGCCAAGACAUGUGUACUCAGAAGUUGGACCCGCUGAGUUCAGUGGGACGUACUCCCAGGUAAAUCGUUCUAGGUUUUCAGCCAGGUUCGUCCAUCCUUGGAGUCCCUGGUGUCUCUCUGGUUUCGCUAGGAUGUAAGGGGCUUAAGGUGUCCCUGGGGGAACUGAUCCUGGAGAUGCGUAAAAUAAGACUUUUUCAGUGCCGUGUGUGCGGGCUGAACGGGAGGGCUGCGGAAAGGCGAGUCAAGGGACCGUGCGCUCCACAAGGCUUUUAAAUCGGAAACCAGCUUAGUGCCACGAAAACCCUCAAGACGGCUAGAAGCUUAAGCGGUCGCCUAAACUUUUCCCUGGCUGUCAGCUCCGCCGUCUCACCGUGGACGGUGCUUUAAACUAGCAGCCUCCGACUAGCGUCCGCCGAUCGUGUGGGAAAAGGAAACCAAAGCGCAUGGAAAGAAAGAAAAAGUGCGCUGGACGGGUUUUCCCCAGGCGUGAGCUGGGCACCUCUUGUGUGAAUCCAGAACCGAGCUUCCUCCCAUAAUCGCUUCUCUCCAGAGGCCCAGAGUUUCCCGAUCCUGCUCGUGCUGGGACGGCAACACCAGCCCCGCCGAGCCAGCGCCUCUUCUUGCGCCUUGAAACGUGUCCGAAGCAGCGCUUAUCCGACGGCGACGCGCGCUUCGAUCGCCCUCUUCUCCUCCCACUGGAAAUAGGGAAUACGCCCAGCACCGCCGCCUUGCAUCGAGGCAGGGACUCGCUCACCUUUCCCCUCCGAGGAGAAAUCCUCGGCAAAGGUCGGGAAUGCUCUGGGAGCGUCGCGAUCCCAAGGGAAAGCGAGCUUGGGUUGCAAUUGCCCGAGCCACCUUAUUUCCCUAAAGAUUUCCGUGGGGUUCGUAGGGGAUCAGGAGCCGCCACCGAGCGACGCAGAGGCAACACAUUUUGGAGAGGUGCGUGAUCUCUCUGGAGAGAGAGAAGGGACACGAUUCCCCUCCGGAAUUAAAAAAGGUAGUUCGUUAGAGGUGUGGAUCUGGAGGAGGUAGUUAAUGCAUAUUCAAAGUUGUUGGGCACAGGUGAUUAGCACCCUAGAGCAGGAGAGGGUAGGAAAUGCCCAGAGAAGGAGCCCAAAACUGGGCUCCAUCCUGCAUCAGAAUCUUCCCCUAAUCCCAUCCAGGGAUGUUUUCGAUUUUAGGGCCAGUGACAGGUGGGAGGGGUCUAUUGCCAUUUGACUUGGAAUGGGGAGAGUUAUAAGAUCCUUGGGCAUGUUACCCCAGAAUUCAAGAGUGGUAACUCUUUGUUGGGAGUAUAUAUGCAUAAAAUCACCAGAACAAAGGUCUAGUCGCAUCUUAAAGACCAAUAAUAAUAUAUUUACAUAAAUAAGGCAGACACUUUCAUGGACUACACUUGGCCAGGUGCAUUGGAUGAAAGCUAUUUAUCUGUCAUAAAUAAAAUGAGUUAGUCUAUAAGGUGCCACAAUACUUUUUUAAAUUCUCUGCCUUCCCCCUGCAACAGACUCUCAGUGCUACCUCACUGGGAAAUGCAUAAGACCGCAGCAUGCUAGCCUAACCAAGAGGUAGGCUGAAAAUAAGAGCCAUUCCCACAGAUAGGCUUUUGUGAGAAAAUCGCGUGCAAUUUGUUUAUAUAGAUUUAACCUGCUUGGUGUAUUGAGUCCGGAAUUGGUCAAAGGCAUCUCUCUCCCUCUCUUUGCCCUGUUAAGAGAUUUGCAUGUGCAAAAGAGUAUUGUAAUAAUUUGAUUAGGCUUGGGGUUUUUUAAGUGGUUUCCAUGGCGAUGAGGCAGCUUGGCUUCCCAAAGUUAUACAAUGGGGGGGGGGGGGACAGGGACAUCCCUCCAAAAAUAUUGAGGAAAGGGGAGGGGCCGGAUGCUGCAAAUCCAGCAAAGCCAAAGUAGGUGUGGACUGCCCUCUAGUGACAGGUUUGAAAUGGUAAUUUCACCUGAGCACUAACCGAAACAGGACUGCACAACUUGUGGUCCACAAAGUGUGCGGCGGCCCAUCAGGAACGCGGUCAAGUUCUGGUGUUUGUUGCUUGUCUGAGGCUGCAAGAACAGGAGAGUUGUCAAGCACAUAGGAGGUCAAGAGCCGAUUAGAGUGUCUUGAUUCGGACCUGGGAGAGCUGAGUUCGAUUCCCCUCUCUGCCAUGAUACUCACUGGGUGACCUUGGGCCAGUCACUUACCUCUCAGGGUCAUUGCAGAGAAUCAAACGAGGGGAGGGAGAACCAUGUGCAUCGCUUUUAGCUCCUUGGAGGAAAAGGUGGAAUAUAAGUGCAAUAAAAAAAGAAUAGCUGUGUUUGGUUUGGUUACAAGGCCUGCCUGGAGAGUUACUGAGGUAUACAUGAGGGAUGGUGACACACCAUAAAAGCACUGAAGGCAUGAACUGGUGUCUGAAUAGUGCAUUAAGACUUUUUUUUAAGUGUUGGCCCUAGCUGGGAGGGGUGAAGGGAGGUGCCCUAGGGCUCCACUUCAGGGAGCAAAAAGUCCUGCUUGGGUCCAAGGGCUGUCUUCCUUUGAAGUGCAUCUCUGUGGCUCAGCCAUGGGAUAUGAAAGGAUGGCAAAGGAGGACAGCAGCUCUGAGCCUGUACAGAACGCUUUCCCCUCAUCACCCACCAACCACAACCAGCCCUUGCAACACCUUGGCUGGAAAGCAAUGGGAUUGGAUGAGGAAGCUGAUUUCCUGGCAGGCAUUCUGGACCAGAGCAGAACUUUUAGAAACUGUAGAUUGCCAAGGCAAGCCUUGAAGGGAGCUUUUUGCAGUGUUUUUGCAUGCUUAACUACCUCAUUGCAAAUAUGAAUAUAUACACUGGCCCACUUAUGAAUGCCCUUGUUUGCAAAGGUCUAUGGCUACAAGCAGUAAAUACGCACUGGAUUUGAGUGCCCUAGUUUUAGUAGUUUACAUGUGCGGUCUCUCGUUCACUUUAUUUUGAGAGCCCUGUGUUACUCUUUAAAGUUUGCUCUUCUUAAAAAAAAUGAAUGAAAAUGAAACAUUUUCCCCAAAUGUUUACCACUUUUACAACAACAUUCAGAAGCAACCUUUUAACUGCAGUAAUAAAUAAAGUAGGAUCACAUUGGAAAAUUUAGCUAAAUCGCCCUAUAAUGCAUGUUAUAAGUAUGGCACUCCCAAAUCAACUCAGCUUCUGUUACUGUAUAGAAUUCUAUCACACAGACAAGCUGUCUUGUCUUGGUGAAUAAAUUUGCCUAGUAGUCAUUGCCAGGCCUUAAGUUCUUUAAGUUCUGAGAGCCAGCGUGGUGUAGUGGUUAAGAGCGGUGGACUCGUAAUCUGGUGAACUGGGUUCGAUUCCCCACUCCUCCACAUGCAGCUGCUGGGUGACCUUGGGCUAGUCACACUUCUCUGAAGUCUCUCAGCCUCACUCACCUCACAGAGUGUUUGUUGUGGUGGAAGAAGGGAAAGGAGAAUGUUAGCCGCUUUGAGACUCCUUCGGGUAGUGAUAAAGCAGGAUAUAAAAUCCAAACUCUUCUUCUUCUUCUUCUUCUUCUUCUUCUUCUUCUUCUUCUUCUUCUUUUUUAGUCAUUGUAGCUAUUGGCCAAAGUUGAAACAGAUAGGGGAACUUUGGAAGGACCACAAUGUGGUCAGGCCAAGAAAGGUGUAGCUCCUCCCAAGACUUCAAUUCCUGUCUGAUUUGUGUUAGCAGAAGUGCAAAAUUUGCCCUCUUUAAGGAAUGCGGGUUUUUAGUACCAAAUACUUAAGUUUUUGAGGACAACUUUUAAAACCAGUAAUGUGCUUUGUAUUAGCCUGAGAUUGCAAUGGAGUACCUAAACACAUAAUUUCAGAUUUAGGCUCAUUUAUUUGCAGUCUUGUUACCUCUCCAUAGUACCUCUGUUCCUUUGCAAGCCCAGGUGUUGCAGUUUCUGGUUUAGAUAACAUAAGGGUGAUGUCAUCGACGAAAAAGCUGAUAGUAUGCAAUCUCCCAUUUAUUGUUACACCCACUAUUUUCGCAUUGUUUCUAACAGACAUUGCUGGUGGCUUGAUAGAGAGAACAAAGAAAAGUGGUGAUAAAGGGCAACCCUGCUUUGCUCCACACUAUCAAGAAGAGGUUGGAGUCAAGACCAUCCAUUCAUACUGUGGUAAAGGAGUGUUCAUACAAAGCAAAGAUUGAGCUUAUGAAACACCGGCCCAUGUUGAGCUCUAAAUAUUACCAUAUUUUUCGCUCUAUAGGACGCACUUUUUCCCCUCCAAAAAUGAAGGGGAAAUGUGUGUGCAUCCUAUGGAGUGAAUGCAGGCUCCUUAGCUUCAGCGAUUGCAACGCUCCGAAGGGAGAGUGCUCCGGAGGCUUCGCAUUGCUUUCGCUGAAGCUGCCUGAAGCCCCCGGAGUGCAGUGGGAGUUCCCGCUGUGCUCCGAAGGCUUGUGGAUAGCCACCUUAAGCCUGGAGAGCGAGAGGGGUCGGUGCACACCAAUCCCUCUCGCUCUCCAGGCUUCGCUUCGCUGGAGAGGCGCUGCACAGUUUUCCCUCUUUGCGCAGCGCCCCUUCAGCGAAGCGGGAGGAGAAAUGGAAGGGGCUCCGCUUCUCCUCCCGCUUCGCUGAAGGGGCGCUGAGCAAAGAGGGGGAGAAUUUUUUUUUCCUGUUCUCCCCCUCCUAUGGUCCGGUGCGUCCUAUAGAGCAAAAAAUAUGGUAACAUCUUUAGAAAUUAACAUCUUUAGAAAGAUGCAUCUUUCAUAUUAGUGGCUGAAAGCAGACAUUUUGUCAUGCACAUACAACAUUUUCAAGUGAACAUCUUACUGUAUUUUUAAUAUUUUGUUGAAAUAAUAAAUUAUUAUUAUUAUUAUUAUUAUUAUUAUUAUUAUUUUAUUAUUAAAACACUAAAGAGCAAUGUUUGAGCUUCCAAGAGGAGUUCAACUUAACCAAUAGAUUGUUCCAUCCAAGGUCUAUUCACAGCCUUGUCCUCUUGAUGUGUAUUUGUUUUCAGGUGGCUCCUGGUUGUUCCAUUUCAUGAACCAGAUCAGGGAAAUAACCAGAUAGCUUGUUUGCAAAAGAAGGUAAAAAGGGGGAGGUAAAUAUACUGGGGGAAAUGGCACAGGGCACACAUUCCCAGGAAGUUCUACUCUGCAAAACUGUGCCAGAGAGCAUUGGUCAAAUGUUAGACAUGUCAGCAUUUCAUCAGUGGGCUCCACUGCAGGAUUGGAUUGGGUAUCCUAACUAUGCAAACUAUUGAAUAAUGGGACCAGUUGUCCAGGAAAGCUAUGACAUUGCAUUCUAUGGACAUUUCAGGCUAAGCAAUCCUGAACAAUGCAAAGAACUAGCUUACCACUGAGCUUUCUCCUAAGUUUUCAUUUCAGAUGACCCCAGAGGUUGUCUUUCUAGAGCUGUAACCACAACCUGUUAAACAGGGGUGCUGGGGUUUAAACUAUUGUAUACCCUUUUUCUUUUCCACAAAAUUAUUCUAGGGUAGGGCCAGCCUUCUUAUUAGGCAAAGUCAGCCGGCAACCUCAGGUGGCAGACAGUGAGGAGCAGCAACAAGGUGCUAUCGGACAGGGUCCUGCAGGUGAACAUAAGCAGAGUCUGCUGGAUCAGGUCAAUAAUGACCCAUUGAUCCAGCAUCCUGCUAUCAUGGUGACCAACCAGAUGCCCAAAAGCAGGACUUCAGCCCAUCAGCACCACCCCUGCUUGUGAUUCCCAGCAACUGAUAGGUGCCAAUUCCCCUGCCCUACAGUAGCUUAAGCUAGCCUGCUGCCUUUAGGUUCAGUGGAGAACUCUGCCUCAUCACCAGUGCUGAACUCCCAGGCAGUCCAUGUUCAUCCAUGGCAUGGGAGACACCAUCUUGACCUUCACCUGAAGUAGAGAGUUGUUUGGGAUCUGCCCUGUUUAAGGGUUGAGAUGAAAUAUAGGGGCUUAUCCGGCCUGCCAGUCUAUUUAAUCUGGCCCCCAUGGGAGUAUUUGUCCUGGGGUAAAAUUCUAAAAAAAGCUCAACAACUUUGGGGCAAAAUUGUAGAAAAAGUUCAACAAGUUCAAUCUUUAAAAAAAUCCUCAACAACUUUGGGGUUAAAUCCAAAAGAAAGCUCCACAACUUUGGGCUAAACUUCAAUCCUAAAAACAGCUCAACUUUGGUCUGCCCUCACACAUGUUCACUUCAUCAAAUCUAGCCCUCUUUGGAAAAAGUUUGGGCACCCGUGUCCUAAGGCUUUUGCAAAGAAGGAUUUUGAAUGGAUCAAUGUGGCUUUCCCUGAUUCACCAGGAGCCCUAGAAGACAUGCUCUGUUAUCAAGUGUUUUCCAUUAUAAAGGCAGAUAGUCUAGUCACAGGGGUCAGCAAACUUUUUCAGCAGGGGGCCGGUCCACUGUCCCUCAGACCUUGUGGGGGGCCGGACUGUAUUUUGAAAAAAAAUAUGAACAAAUUCCUAUGCCCCACAAAUAACCCAGAGAUGCAUUUUAAAUAAAAGGGCACAUUCUACUCAUGUAAAAACACGCUGAUUCCCGGACCGCCCGCAGGCCAGAUUUAGAAGGUGAUUGGGCCAGAUCCGGCCCCCAGGCCUUAGGUUGCCUACCCAUGGUCUAGUAUACCAUGGUGAUUUUAAGUAUAAAGACCAAGAGAACGGUACUUCUUCUAGAUCAAAUACUAUGAAAUGCAAAAGCGAUCUUAUGCAUACUGUGUGAAGUGAUGCUUCAAGUUGUGUACUGUCCACCAAUUUUUGCAGAGUUUCUCAUGUGAACAAUUAAAAGAUGUGCAGUUCUUGCUUUUUUUGGCCCUAAACAUGUUACCGUACUUGGAAAUGUAGGACUUAAUUUCAAGUGGCAUGUUGAUAAGGAUGUCUGGCACCUUAAUGCCCCCCUUUUUUGAGGGGGAGCACCAAAAACCAGUCAUUUAUAUAAGGAGAAAGGCCAUGUCGCUUUGCAUUGCAGAAGAACCCAAGUUCAUUCUGUGGCAUCUGCAGAUCGAUGGCCAGGUAGUUGAUAAAGGAAAGACCUCUGCCCAAAGACCCAGAGAGCUUCUGCCUGGCACAGUACAAUGGUACCUCAAGUUACAAAUGCCUCAGGUUACAAACGCUUCAGGUUACAAACUCCGCUAACCUGGAAGAGUUACCUCAAGUUGAGAACUUUGCCUCAGGAUGAGAAUGGAAAUCGUGUGCCGGGAGCACAGCAGCAGCAAGAGGCCCCAUUAACAGAAGCACAACUCUAGUUAAGAACAGUUUCAGGUGAAGAACGGACCUCUGGAAUGAAUUAAGUUUGUAAGUGGAGGUACCACUGUACUGUGUUACAGUGUACUGUGUUACAGUGGUACCUCAGGUUAAGUACUUAAUUCGUUCCGGAGGUCCGUACUUAACCUGAAACUGUUCUUAACCUGAAGCACCACUUUAGCUAAUGGGGCCUCCUGCUGCUGCCGCGCCUCCGGAGCACGAUUUCUGUUCUCAUCCUGAAGCAAAGUUCUUAACCUGAAGCCCUAUUUCUGGGUUAGUGGAGUCUGUAACCUGAAGCGUAUGUAACCCGAGAUACCACUGUAGAUAGGGUAAGAAUCUGACUCAAUACAAGGCAGCAUUCUGUCUUUGUCACUGCCUGCUAUCACUGGAGCUGCUUAGAGUUGCCACCUGAUGGGUAAAAGAUCAACUGCAUCAUGGCUAAAAAUUCAGCAACUGCAGCUUCCAUCAUCACUGUCUUUACAGCAAAGCUGCAACUGAUUGGUGUUCUUUCCCACUUUCCUUGCAGAGCCUCUUUUGAGGAGACAAAUGAUCUCAUUGACUUUGAUAGGCUAUAUCCACAGCUCAGACAGCUUUAAAUAACAAUUCCUAGAAAGUGCAGUUCUGUGAGUUGGGACUAGGGAACAUUAAUGUAAAAUUCUCAGCACAUCCACCAGGUGACAGUUCCCGGAAUCCUUUGGUGCAGCCAUGAUGGUUGGAUAAGGCAGAUAAUGUAUUUUUGGGAGUGUGCAGAUGUUCUUAGUCAGGCAGCCCAUCCCACUAGCCAGUUAAGAAGAACUGGGAGUUUAAAUUAAUUUUUAAAAGCUUUAAGGCUUUUGAAGAUGAUUGGUCCAAAGUAAGCCAGUCCUAUCUGUUAGGGAGAGUGAGGUGACCAGGGAGUUGAUUUUGAGUGUCAUGAAAGGGAAACAGAUUGUUAGUUUUUGUUUGUUACUAUAUUAUAUUUGUGUUUUUAUAUUGUGAACUGCCCUGUGUCCCUCAGAAGAAGGGCGGUAUAGAAAUUCAAUAAAUAAAAUGAAUAAAAUUAACCAUGGAAUCAUAGGUCACCUGGAUGACCACAAAUGUGUACGGUGGUUAGUUUUGUUGUCAUCCUUGGUUUUAUUAAAAACAAACAAACCGAUGAAGAAGCAGCAAGGAUCUAUACAUUGACUGAGCAUUUUUGAAGUGUUGAUGAGCACUGGAGAUGUACGGGGUUUUUUUGUUUACUAUGCAGUCUGCCAAUGGAGGCGUUGGUUUUUUGGUGGGUUUUGGUUUUUUAUUGAAACACAAAACGCAAUGCAUGCAAAUUCAAGAUGAUCUCUUUUAAUUCUGGCUGCCUGGAGAUGAAGGAGACUUACACCUGUUAAAGACUUGGGAGUUUUUAUUCUUGCACAAGGUCUCAGAGUUGCCAGACCAGAACUCAAAAAGUGAUACUUGUACUAAGAGUUAGUGACCAGCAUAGCUUUUACUUUAAAUUCCUUUAUGCAGGAGGAGACAAGGAACCCACAGCUUCUUCCACCUGCUUUCACCUCACAGACAUAGUGCCUGAUUUACAGUGCAGCUCAAGACACCAGGAAUCUUGCUCAUUACCCCUGAUGUGGAGGGCUAGAUCCAAAGAUUUGGGGCAGUGGAAUUGGGCACAAUUAUGUAGAAAGAUGUGUAUGUUAGGAAACUUACACUAAAUAGCUGAUAUAGUUCCAUGAGGACUUUUUAAAAAAUGCAAACUGAUAUGGAAAUGUGCCAAGCCAGCUUGGACUGUGGGCCAUAGCUGUCAACUUUUCCCUUUUCUUGCAAGGAAUACUAUUCGGAAUAAGGGAAUUUCCCUUUAAAAAAGGGAAAUGUUGACAGCUAUGCUGUGGGCUUAGGCUUAGGCUUUCCGAAACCCAAAGCCAGAGACCAAGCCAAAAGCACCUUUAGACCUCAUCUCCAGCUUUGGCUUGGCUUUGGCUUCAGUUUCCAGCUUUGGGUUUCCAAAAGCUGUCACCGAAAGCUGCAGCUGAAAGCCGCUGCCAAAAGACAGGCCAGAGCAGUGGCGUAGCGUGGGGGGUGCAGGGGGGGUCAGCCGCACCGGGCGCAACUUCUGGGGGUUAGGGGGCGCAAAUCCACGGGUUAGGGGGCACAAAUCCACGGGUUAGGGGGCGCAAAUCCACAGGUUAGGGGGCGCAAAUUACUUGCCUUGCCCCGGGUGCUGACAACCCACGCUACGCCACUGGGCCAGAGGUUGGAAGCUGCUGCUGUCGAAUCCAGAGAGGGGCAGCAGCUGAAGGAGAAGGGCGCAUGAUGGCAGUGGAACAUAAUGCCCAUGGCAGUAUCCAGUGCCGGACUUAUGUAUAAGCUAAACAAGCAAUAGCUUAGGGCCCCACUCUCUUGGGGGGUCCCAAAAAAAUUAAAGAAAAAAAACUGGAUGUACAUUUCCAAAAUAUAAGAUAAAAAACAAAUAAAAUAAAACCUACAUACAGCAACAGUGUAUUCUGUUGUGUAGGCUCCUAUGAUGUCAGUAAUAGGCCCUGCCUACUAGCCUGCUCUAUAAAAUAUCACUGGUUUCUCAUUUCUAUAUAUAGGGUGCCUACAUUUUGCAUGUGCCAAUGGCUUUAGAUACCUAUUAGGUCCAUAAAUCAUCAUAUAGCAUAUAUUCAACACAAAAAACAGCGGCAAUUUGUUGUUGACAAAGGGCAGCUGGGCAUAUAAAGGGCCCCAUUACCUUCAGUAGCUUAGGGCCUCAUCCAACCUAAAUCUGGCCCUGACAAUGUCCAUUGGCUUCUGCCACUCAAGGUGGUUACCUCAGUCUGCCUCAUGGAUGUCCCGGCCCUUUUAAACACAGUGACACUUUUUGUGCAUAAAAGAUGCACAGGACUUCACUUACUGGUGUCAGCUGCAUGAAAAUCGACCCAUUGUGUCUUCUCUGGUGCCACCCAAAUGCACAUCCCAAGUGUGCAAAUGCGCCUCUUCCCCCAAUGUUACGUACGUAAAGAUUCCAGGGCAGCACCAAAAGGAACUCUUAACCCAAUAUGUGGUAGAAUUCUACCAGAAUUAAUAAGACUAGCAAGGGUAAACACGGUUGUUUGAAAUCCCACAAAGGGGGAAAGCUGCCUUUACGUGCCAUGUGUCAUUUAUGCUAGUCUAAUUUGUUCAGGAUGUGCUGCCAAAGGGGUCAAAUCCAAAUGUCUCAUCUUCAAGGGGCUGCAGAUAAUGCUGUAAUCCCGCUGAAAUCCAGAAGUGUCAGAUCUCCUGUUCGUGUAGAAUUCAUUUGUGUCCUUUGACUUACAAGCCCUAAUCAGAGCUCCAAGGAUACUCCUUGUGGUUACCCAGUGGUGAGGGAAAGGCACUCUGCACAAGCGCAAUAGUGCUGAUUUUUUUAUUGUGGCAGAACUAACUAAGCCUUGCAGAAAUAAGUCCUUUUUUUUUUUACAGUGUAAACAGGUUUGCUUGCAGGGGCGGGGAGGGAAUCAACCGUGGCUCUAAUUAAGCACCUGCAAGUGCUCCGGUUUCCUUUGCCCCUGACCUCAGAUCCUCUUGGGCAGAACUUUCCAAGAAAGACAGAAAAGCCUCUCUGCUAGAACUAUGUUCUGAAGUAUUUACAGUGGAAUUUAAUGCAGUCCACACACCAGCCUGCUCUUGGUGAACAAGCUGAAAGGAUGGGAAAUGCCUGAUUGGUCCCAGAUUGCCAGUUUGCAAGGCGGAUAAUAGUUUCAACUAGGAUAGGAAAACUCAGCCAAGAGAGAGUUACACGUCCUUCCAGUUUUGCAGAUGCCUCCUCCUGUUCUCCCUUCCCUCCUUCCCUCUUUCUCUCUUCACUUUACCAGGCCCGACUGGUGCCUAUAUAACACUUUAUGACUGAAAGUUGCCAAAUCACUGCUACUUUGAUGUGAAAGCCAAAGUAUCCCACUUUCUGUAAAGUUUACGUAUCAAAGGCCCUUUAAAUGUAACCCAAUCUGAAUUCCCCCUUUAAAAAAAAAAAAAAAUAUCGAAAACAUGCGGAACCAGGGGCAAACCUUAAGCUACGGAAGCUGUUCUGAAUUCCAGUGCUAAUGCACAGUGGGGAGUCCAGUUUGAGCAUGUGCAAAGGGUCUCUCCCAUACCAACUAACAGUAGCGGUCAGUGGGGCACAAUGGGGCUUUUUUCUUACCUGCCUUGCCAGUACAGUAUUACGUUGCUUCCACUUACUGAGAGAGCAAGAUUAUCUGCACAGUUCUGAGCAGGCAUCCUACUCAGGAGGGGGUCCUUUCUACCGUGAGAGUAAGAAGACCCAGGUCAGAGCCUUUCUACUGAUUAUUUCCAUUGGGCCAUUCCCAACUCUUCCUUUUUCUUGUUCGCCACAAACUUGGAAGCUUUCGGCUAAAGCACUUAAAACCACAUUAGUUGUUGCAACACACACAUGUUGCCCAACCCACUACUGGCAAUGGGGCAGAAGAGAUAUUCUAACAUUUUGCAUUUUAACGAGGAAGCAUGUACAGUGGUACCUCGGGUUACAUACGCUUCAGGUUACAUACGCUUCAGGUUACAGACUCUGCUAACCCAGAAAUAGUACCUCGGGUUAAGAACUUUGCUUCAGGAUGAGAACAGAAAUCGUACAGCGGCGGCGGCAGGAGGCCUCAUGAGCUAAAGUGGUGCUUUGGGUUAAGAACAGUUUCAGGUUAAGUACGGACCUCCGGAAUGAAUUAAGUACCGGUACUUAACCCGAGGUACCACUGUAAUUUGCACUUCUCGAACCAGUACGAGAACUGAAACGCAGCUAUCAUUUGAAAUUUGCACUUCUCUGUAUUUUGUAACAGUCCUCUAACUAAACAGUGAGUCCAAAAUGCAUGUAUCAGGGAGCUGCACUUUAAAAUGCAGAUGUUAGUAAAAAUAUGAUGGACAAAAAUGCAUUCUGUUGGGCAAAAUUGUUUGCACAAAUAUGAAUAUAUUGGGUAGAAGUCUUACAGAAAUGUCUGUAAUAGGAGAAAAUUGUGCUAAAAUUCUGCAAAAUACAAGGAUUUUUAAAAAAGAAUAGUGAUUUUUAAGCACUAUGCUUAAACAUGGCUGAAACAAGUUCCGUGUUUUUAUGUAUAUGAUGUUUAAAUCUCUCUUGUUUGGUUGCAUUUGGGGGGUGUUGGGUUUUCCCCCCCAUUUCCAAUCCCAUGUAAUUGAAGAAAAGGUUCUACAUGCAUGUUUGGAUUAAAACUUAAUACGCAAAAUGUCCUGCUGCCAUGUUCUGAUUGGAAAUGAAGCAGUAUGUCCACCCUGAAACUUUUGCCCAUACAAAUGCUAUUUUGAAGCAGAUUGAUUAUUAUUAUUAUUUAUUAAAUUUCUAUGCCACCCAUCAGCCUCAGAUCUCAGGGUGGUUCGCAACAUAAAAAAAUACAAUAUAAAAGCACAAAAUACAUGAUAAAAGCAAGAACAAAAAACCCUACAAACCAAUAAUCAUUCUUCCCCCCUCCAACCUGAUAUAAUCCUGAGCAUAAAUAAUCAUGAAUGCACCCUUAAGGCCGGAGAGAGGCCUCAGGCAGCCCAAUGCCUUGGGCAGCCCUGAGUGGGCUGCUCAUUGUCAUGAGAGAAGGAUGUUCUGUGUGCGCUCAAUUAUUACUUCAUGGGGCUGAAGAUAGACCACAGUCAAGUGCUGCAGAAAGCUCUGCAUGAUUGUUUUUACACGUGACAUUUACCUCGCCUGCUUUUGGAUUUCCUGUGUCUCUAAUAUAUAUGUGCAGCCUGGUUAGAGUGUCAGAGCUGGGAGACCAGGGUUUGAAUCCCCACUCGCUGGGUGGCCUUGGGCCAGUCACUGCCUCUUAGCCUAACCUACCUCACAGGGUUGUUGGGAGGAUUAAAUGAGGAAGGGGAGAGACAUGUACACCACCUUGAGCUCCUUGCAAGGGAGAAAGGUGGAGUGGAAAUGAAUAAACAAUGAUACUAAAAGGUAUGGUUGAUUUUUCAAAAAUAGUAUUCAUGACACUUUCUCUCCUGUAUGAACACAGUAACCAGACAUGCUGGCAAUGGGUGUGAGGGAGACUCAAGCGCUCGUGUCACUUGGGAAGGUGCUGUUGAUGGAGCAGGGUGUGUGUGUGUGUGUUGGUGUUUGCUGUGUAUCUGAAGGGUUGUCUGCUCCAAGCUUGGUUUAAAGACAAAGCGUAAGGUUUGGAACAUAGAAACAGAGAGCAGGGAAGGCCUUUGAGGUUGGCUGUCAACAGUUAGCACCUGAACAGAUCCACUGUCUGGCAGCAGCCUUUGAGAAGACAGUGUUGGGUUCCUUUCAAAGGCUCUUUAAAGCAAGUGCCCACCUCCUUUCUCCACCCUGACCAGCAGCUGAGUCACAGAACCAGGGCCAGCAAGACGAGUUAUUGCUUGCUUCUAAUAAACAUGGCCUCAGCGCCAAGCACUGUGUUUGUUAUUGUAAGAGAAGAUGGAAACGGCAGCGUUCUAGCCCCAGAAGACUUGGCGCUUUAAAGCAGACUGCCAAGAUGGGGAUAUGAGAUAGAGGCCAGGGAUUGGCACAUGGCAUAAGAACUUAUAAGCCACACUACUGGUCCAUCUAGGUCAGUAUUGUCCACAGACAGGCAGCGGCUUUCUGGGGUUUCAGGCAGGAAGUCUCUCCCAGCGCAACUUGGAGAUGCUGGGCAUUGAAGCUAGAAUUUUCUCUGCAUUCAGAUGCUCUUCCACUGAGCCAUGGAGCAGUGUGGAUGGGAUCAGUGGAGAAGAUGCAAACGCUAAUGUCCUGUCUCUCUCCUGUUUGCCAGGGUCCUGUGCUGGAAGGAAAUCUAAGAUGAAGUUAUGGGAUGUGGUGGCUGUCUGCAUGUUGCUACUCAACACAAUCUCCACCUUUCCUCUUCCUGAUGGCCAGACCCGCUCAGUGCUAGAGGGAGCUGAAGACGAUCACACCUCCAACCGGCUGCUGACUCCUUAUGCUGGCCAAAUGGACUGUAAGAAAAAGUUCCCUUUCCUCCUUUCAACUUCUAUCUGUCUUAACUACUGAAAAAAAUGCUUUUGGUUGUCCUGGCACCAAGUCUGGACGUUUAUUUAACUAGCUUUCCUGGGAGGGUUCCUCCUUUCCCAGCCUAGAGCUGAGAGAGAUCUAAACCCAAAAGCAGAAAUGUAGCAAGCAUGACUGACGGCUCAGGCCUAGUCAUGCAGAAGCCACUGGGAGUUAAGAGGACUAGGCUGACUCAUUCACCAUGCAACUGUACUCCCAUUGGCAUCAUUGGGUCUGAAGGUUCACCCAUAUGGUUAUCACUGUGUUUUAUCGUUUGGUGGUUUCAGACUUUGGGAAUGCUAGUUUGGUGAGGUUGUUGAGGAUACCUUACUAGAGGUUAGACGCCAUGGUAGUCCAAUUGCUAUGAAACCAAAAAGAUUCACAGGUGUGCUCUUGUGGGGCCACCACUGACUUUUCUACUUGCUUGCCCUCUCCUCUUUCUUAUAAGGAGGUUGCAUGUGAACCAGAAGUCUCUACAUGCCUGGUUCCAACGGAGUGCUGGGAUUCCUUAACUCUAGUGAUUCCAUCAGCAUUCUUGCCAUUGCGAAUAAUCAGGAACAUGUGUACUUUCAGUAUACUUGCCGCUUCCUCUGCAUGAAUACAAGGAAGGGCAAACCUCUGUCUGUUUGUUUUGAAAUCUGGCGGCACUGCUGAGUGCAAAGCAUCCCUAAUGAAGUCAAUGAGGUGGCAGCUUUUGUUCGUGGAGAAUGAGUCAGAGCUCACCAAGCGGAAGGAGACACACCAAUGGCUGGGAGGCGGAACAAUGCUCCUUGGGCUUAAAUUCAAAGUCCAUCAGCUAACUGGGCUCAAUUAGACUAUGACAAAGAAUCCCACAUCUAGGUGCAAACUGAAGGCUUGUGCAGAAUUGAUGCUUUUCAGGGUGCAAUAAGCAAACUGUGUUUCUAGCAUAUCAAUAUGCCAAAUCACCUAGAAGCACCAGCUACCAGAAAUAGGAUUGCCACAAAUUACUGACAGUCCAGUUCCCCUCCACAUCAGUGGAGCAAAAUGAGUAGGAGACCAAAAGGGUUAGCUACACUUAGUAGUUGUAUCUAAAUGUGAAGUUGAAAGUUGGUCCCUAAUGUCCAGCAGCCCAGUGCCGGAUUACGUAUAAGCUAAACAAGCUAUAGCUUUAGGGCCCCACUCUCUUGCCCCCCCCCAAAAAAAGUUAAAGGAAUAAAAAAAAAAGGAUGUACAUUUCCAAAAUAUAAAAAACAAAUAAAAUAAAACCUACAUACAGCAACAGUGUUUUGUGUUGUGUAGGCUCCUAUGAUGUUAUGUGCAAAUGGUUUUAGAUACCUAUUAGGUCCAUAAAUUACCAUUUAGCAUAUAUUCAACACAAAAAACAGCGACAAUUUGUUGUUGACAAAGGACAGCUGGACAUAUAAAGAGGAUGGAAAGAAGCACGCAGCAGGCUACAAGACUGAGCGGGCCACAGUCAGGUUCACGGGCCUGCCCAGAAUAUGCCACAUACGCCCACUUCCCUUCUCCGCAGGCCACCCAUGCUCAUUGCAGCGCAUAGGGCACUGUGCUCCCAGGGUAAUUAUUGUUGCUGCAAAUCACACAGUCCUCUCCGCUGUUGCUUUCCUGUGAGAGAGAGGGAUUCUCAAGCCUCUUUUGCCUUCUCAGCAUCUUCCCAGCAGAUGCAAAACCACAUCUGCAUUCUUUCGCUUUCUGCCUCGUCUGAUCCUCCUCCUCUCUCGCUCUCUUCCCACUGGAAUCUUUCCUGGGUUUCCCUCUUCACGUUUUGGAGAGAAGCCACAUUUCCUUUCAAGGAAUGAUGCACGUUGACCAAAAGACCUAACUGUCUCCAUUCCCUUCUCCUUCCACCCUCCUCGCCCUCCGGGCCAGACCGUAGAUGAGGGAAUGCUUGGGUGUCUUGUGAACUCGCUUUUCUUUUUUGAUGAAAAUAGAUAGGAGAUCCUAUGUAAUCUCGUGUCGCCCUUCCUUCAGAAGCCACCUUUGGCUGCCUUAUUUUAAUUCAUAAAAGUAUUCAUAUACCUCUGUCUCACAGAAAAUAUCAAGGCCAAUUGGAGGUUGAUCCCAAAAUUCCUACUUGGCCCCCAAGUGACUGAUUCAUUCUUCAUGGCUCUGAAAGUGGGGUGAACGGGUCAUUGCAGAGGCUCUGAAUGUGGAAGGUGAGGGUAGAAAGGUAAAGGUCAAAGGUAAAGGACCCCUGGAUGGUUAAGUCCAGUCAAGGGCAACUAUGGGGUUGCAGCGCUCUUCUCACUUUCAGGCCAAGGGAGCCAGCGUUUUUCCACAGACAGCUUUCCGGGUCAUGUGGCCAGCAGGACUAAACCACUUCUGGCACAACGGAACACUGUGACGGAAGCCAGAACGCACGGAAACACCAUUUACCUUACCGCCGCAGUGGUACCUAUUUAUCUACUUGCACUGGUGUGCUUUCAAACUGCUAGGUUGGCAGAAGCUGUGACAGAGCAGCGGGAGCUCACCCUGUCGUGCGGAUUCAAACCGCCGACCUUCCAAUCGGCAAACCCAAGGGGCUCAGUGGUUUAGAGCACAGCGCCACCCGUGACCCUAGUGAGGGUAUUGCCUGCUCUAUGGAGGGAAGCAGCUUCCCUUAAGCAAUUGUCCACCACAGUGAUGGGAUCGUUGUCCUACCCACCCUUCUCUAUGCAAGAAGGGAGCCCAAGAGUCUUCCUCUAUGGAAGGCCAGCUACUCCCAUCACCCCUAGCUAGCAAGGCUGCUCUGUGGGUCAAAUUCACUCCCCAUAUAAAAGGUGAUGGAGCAGCCUUCUCAAAGUUCAUCCUGUUGGCCUUGGCCUGGCGUGCCAGCCAGUCAAGGCCAUUUGGUCUCUGUUUUCUGUCCCUCCCCAGCUUCAUGUCAUUUGAAAUUUGAGAAGCAUUCCCUUUAUACUCUCAUCCAAAUCAUGUCAUUAAAAAAAAGUUGACAAGCACAGGGUCUAGGUCAGAGUCCUGCCGCACUCCAGCCGAGAUCUGCCUCUGGAUUGGUGCAGAACCAUUAAUGGGCCUUUGCUCCCUAAACUGUUUUACUGCAAAAUCAAACAUUCCAGUUUUGUAGCUCUCAGCUACUGAAUUUCUUUCUUUUACUCAUGGCUGACUGACCCUGCCUAUGCAAAAAAAAGGACGCACAUCUGCAUAGUGUUUCCUGCGUGCGCAAUUUAUUCUGCAAGCAGAAUUUGGAUUGCCUUGCAAAAUUCCGUUAUUCUGUUUGCCAUUCGCAUAAGCAGCCUGAAGAAACCAUUCUUCGCCGUCUGUCGAAAGCUUCCUUUGCCUCUCACGGUGGCUUGCAAGGAGCAGAGGCGGACAGGUGGCAACUUCCUUCAGUGCUUCAUCAAAGCCCUUUCCUGCGCCAUGCAGGCCAACAUGCAGUCCGACGGCUGCGUGUCCGAGGGGGAAUCAAGUGUACUCUGGGAGGAAGUAGCGGGCAACAGGUGAAGACCACACACACAUAGGCACAUAUCAGACGGCAUUUUCACCGGGCGGCCAAGUCUGUCUGUGCACAAUGAAAGAAUCAUGCCGAUCAGCUGUUCAGUAGGCAGAAGCAGAACUAAAUCCAGUGCUUCCCCUCCCCUCCCCUGUCCGGCAUCCCCCCAAAUAGCUGCCUGGCAUUAUCGCUUAUUUCCUAACAGGGCUCUGUGCAUGCAGUCCUGGCAGCCAGAUUGAGGGGAGGAACUGCAUGGGCAGCACCGCUUGCAGCCGCUAAGCGCUCAUCCAACUAGGGCUAUAUGCAUCCACCUGCGGGUUGACCGUGGCUUGAUUGAGCAGAUAUAAAUACCCUCUCACUUCCUGAACGAGAUCCUGCUUGUGCUUAGGAAAUUAAGCUUCAUAACAGAGUGGGGAUUUGGAUGUUGGUUUCCAAUAUGGAAACUGAAGUACAGUCAUAAAAAGUUAAAGGUACCCCUGCCCGUACGGGCCAGUCUUGACAGACUCUAGGGUUGUGCGCUCAUCUCACUCUAGAGGCCGGGAGCCAGCGCUGUCCGCAGACACUUCCGGGUCACGUGGCCAGCGUGACGAAGCUGCAUCUGGCGAGCCAGCGCAGCACACGGAACGCCGUUUACCUUCCCGCUAUAAAGCGGUACCUAUUUAUCUACUUGCACUUAAGGGUGCUUUCGAACUGCUAGGUUGGCAGGCGCUGGGACCGAGUGACGGGAGCGCACCCUGCCGCGGGGAUUUGAACCACCGACCUUUCGAUCGGCAAGUCCUAGGCGCUGAGGCUUUUACCCACAGCGCCACCCGCAUCCCUCGAAGUACAGUCAUACCUCGGGAUAAAUACGCUUUAGAAUAAGUAUUUUUGGGGUGUACUCCGCAGCAACCUGGAAGUAACGGAGCAUGUUACUUCCGGGUUUUGCCGCUCGCACAUGCGCAGAUGGUCAAAAUUACAUCGUGCGCAUGCACAGAAGUGGCAAGACGUGGCAUGUGCAGUCGCACAGUCGCGUCUUACAUUCUGUUCAGGAUGCGAACGGGGCUCCGGAAUGGAUCCCGUUCUUAUCCCGAGGUACCACUCUACACUGUAUUUUUGUUUAAACUCUGGUCUGCCCAAGUAGGAUAUAUUGGGUGUGGAGGGGCAAUUUUUAGGGGUGUGAGAGGUGCUAAGUCCUCCUGCCUCUUACAGUCUGUAUCCCCAUUGCCACUUCCCUCCUGCACCUGGGCUCUGAUACCUGAAGACAACUGGGAGGAGUGGGGAUAUUUCAUCUCUUUCUCCCUUUCAUGAAAAUCAGACAUUUCUACCAUCGCCACACUUGAGGUGUCACUGAGGUUGACUCAGCUUUAGAUGGCGGGUUCUUCUGUUGUCAGAUGUCAUUUGAGAUUUAUAAAUGUAAAAUAUUUCCAUCAGUAUUAACCUCUGGAUAGUUCCCCUGUUUCUAUUUAAAAUUAUUUUAUUAGUAUUUAUUACAUUUGUAUACUGCCCUUCGUCUGUAGAUUUCAGGGCAGUUCAUAAAAAUACAAGAUAAAAAUCCAAACAUCCCUGGGGAAACCUUUUCACAAACAGGGAGCCACUGCAGAAAAGGCCUGUUCUUGUGUUGCCACCCUUUGGACCUCUUGUAGAGGAGGCACAUGAAGAAAGUUCUCAGAUAAUGGUCAUCAGGUCUGGGUAGGUUUAAAUCAAGGGUCGCUCAUGCUGUAUGAUGUCAUAAGUAAAAGGUAAAUAUAGGUCUCAACCACUGAGCCUCUUAGGCUUGCUGAUUUGAAUCCGCUCGACGGUGGUGAGCUCCAAUUGCUCUCUCCCAGCUUCUGCCAACCUAGCAGUUCAAAAGCAGACCAGUGCAAAUAGAUAAAUAGAUACCACAGUGGCAGGUUAGGUAAACAGUGUUCCCAUGCGCUCUGGCACUUGUCACGGAGUCCCAUUGCACCAGAAGUGGUUUAGUCAUGCUGGCCACAUGACCUGGACAGCUCUCUGUGGACAAACUCUGGCUUCCUCAGCCUGAAAGCGAGAUGAGUGCCACACCCCAUAGUCGCCUUUGACUGGACUUAACCAUCCAGGGGUCCUUUACCUUUACCUGUAGAGUUCCCUCUCCAACAGAGGUGUGUCUCGCUUCUUCACUAUACAGCUUUCAGCGAGUACAAAAGACACAUCUCUUUACCUGGCCAUUGACACCUGAGAAGUGUGUUUUCAGGGUCCACCUUACCUGUAAUAAAUACCACAAGGACCGCCUUCCCCAUAUGAACCAACCUGGACCCUGCAGUCAUAAUCUGAUUUUAAUGUGUUGAGAUAUAUCUGUAUCUAUCUACCUAUCUACCUACCCACCUGCCCUUUGACCUUAUGGUGAAGGGCAGUUAAGAAAUCCAAUAAAUAAUGUAAGAAUAUAAUUCCUGCAGAUGGACAUUUUAGAUUGUGGCUGAGGAGAGAUUUAAACCCAGCUCUUGUAGACCCCCCCGCCAAUUUUCUUGGACUAAAGUGUGAGAUUAUGGCUGCUUACACACCAGGUAUUUAAAGCGCACAACUUCCCCUGGGAACUGCAGUUUAUACUAAUGGUCCUGAGAAUCAUAGCUUUCCAAGGGAUAAACUACAGUUCCCAUGGUUCUUUAAAUGUAUGAGCUUUAAAUGUAUAUACAGCCUACAGAUUAUAUUGAAACAUUCAUUAUAUCUGGAGUUUAAAACCAGCCUGUUUCUGCCUCUCCCUCUCACCUGAUAAGGGAGAUGCAACUGGAACCAUAAUGGUGGAGGGGGACAACUAACUAAGCGACUUCAGUUCUUAUUCCUCCUGCCCCAAAGUAUUGGCUUGUUCCAGUACUGCCUCAGGACAUUUAACAUGCCACCUGAGAGAGCGAGAGAGAGAGAGAGGACGCCAGUGAGAGUGUCAGAUUUUGUGGGAAUUCUAAGAUGGAGGAAAGGUUGCCCUCUGUUCUUCCUCUGACACAUUGGUGAGCCAGCAAGGAAGAUAAUGAACCUGAACACCAUUAAUCAUUUAAAGAUUAUUUGAUCUCAGCAUCUUUGAUGUUAUAUUCCGUUAACGAAUGCCGCUGACGGGUCUCCAUUUCACCCAAGCCAUGCACGAAGCCUCUUCUUAAUACGAGAAGUUCCUUUAAUUGCUUAAGCCCCGUCACCAUUUCAGAAGGCCAACAGGUGAAUUUUGAUUCCUUUCUGGUAACGUCCAUUACUGAGAAGGGCUUGUAACGCGAGUAUUAUAUUCUGCUUCCUAGCCUGCUAUGUCUGCUCAUUUCAAACCAGGCUGCGGGAAGGUGAAAAGAUGAGAACGGCUCAUUGAUUUCAUGCACUUUCACAGGCCAGCGGUUGAUGAACAUCUAAAUAUACUGGGGUCAGGGAGGGCAGGAAGGAUAUUUGUUUAAGGCAAGGCCGGGGAGCACUUUUUCAGCUCAAGGGCCAGAUCCUCUUCUGCACAACUUCUUGGGGGCCGCAUGUAUUUGUAUGCCACCUUUCCACAGCUAAAACCAUGCUCGAGGUGGCUUACAGCAUGAAACAAAUUACAUAGUUACAAAUAGAACCGUAGUAGUCAAAAACAAUGAGCAAAACACAUCAAAAAGUACACAACAAAAUUGAGCAAUUUCCACAUAAAUCAUAGCAAGAUUUAAAAAUAAGGAUACAAAAAAUUAAUCAGUAACAGCAACAAUCUCCCCUGUUACAACCUUCCGUAAACAGUACCCCAACUAAAGACCAGCACAUAUUCCUCACCAUGACCAUGCAAUAUUUUUUUCUUUUAAAAAGCAUUUUCUUUGAAUAAAGUGCAGUCCCAUUUAUUUAUUUAUUUAUUUACUUACUUACUUACUUACUUUAUUUUAUUUUCUACACUAAUUCUCUAUCUGAGGAUCUCAUGGCGGUUUACAACAUAAAAACACAAAAAUACAUAUCAAUGUUAAAAACAAUAACUGUAUCACAUACACUCCAACACAAUUUCGUUUGGAUUUGCUCUUUUAAGAGGGGGACAAUCCAGUUUUGCUCAUAAAGCAAAUAUCUCUCAUAAUGUUAAGCAAGGCAAACACAUAUUUAACAAGAUAGGGUUAGCAUAAGUGUAGUGCAACGAGGGCUUUUUCCCACUGAUAAAAGGAUGAUCAAAUUUACAAGCCCCAAUAUGCUUAAGAUCUGGUUGGUGCCUUACAAAAUGCUUCAAAAUCUUUCAGAGUAACUAGCAAGAUGGCACUUCUCACUUUAACCAUCUUCUACAGCUUCCACAAAGAGACAUUAUCCGUGUCCAAGGCAAAAGCACACAAGUGAAUAUAAGGUAGGGUUAGGAGUGGAUGUGCCUGGGAUGGAGUCUGGUCUGGGGAGAGACCCAAAGGUCAGCGAGGGAGGUUUGCAGGGCCACAUCCAGCCCCCAAGCCUCUUUUGAUUUAGGGUACAGUCCUCUCUAAAGGUAUUCUGCUCAUGGCACACCGAGAAGAAUGGAAGAUGCAGAGGGAAGAUGGGUUGGAUCCAAACACAACCUCCCAAUGUGUGAUGGGGAACACUGGUUCAUACAUUGCAGAGAAGGGGUGCUUGAGGAAUGCUACCAUGGUGAAUUUAGGUGGUCUGCUCCUCUUGCUUUAACAUGCAGGUCUGAACUGAGCUACAAACCAGUCCUAUGCAUUGAGCUCAUUCAGACUUGCUCCCAGGUGAGUGUGCAUAGGAUUGCAGCCGCAAUUAUCAAAAGAUGCAUUUAAAUAAUGUUCUGAGAAGAAUUAUGCAUUCAUAGAGAAAGCAUGCAAGUAUAUAAAAUAUGCCUAUGUGUGUGUGUGUGUGUGUGUGUGUGUGUGUGUGUGUGUACUACAGUCGUACGUCCAUAUGCCUUGCGACUUGAACGUUUUGGCUCCUGAACGCCACAAACCCAGAGUGAGUGUUCCAGUUUGAGAAUGUUCUUUGGAACCUGAACGUCCGACACAGCUUACGUGGUUUCCAAUUGGCUGCAGGAAGCUCCUUCAGCCAAUCAGAAGCUGUGCCUUCGUUGUCAAACAUCUUUGGAAGUCGAAAAGAUUUCUGGAAUGGAUUCCGUUCGACAACCAAGGUACGACAGGAUAGAUAGAUAGAUAGAUAGAUAGAUAGAUAGAUAGAUAGAUGAUAGAUAGAUAGACACACACACACAUAUAUACACGCCUGUAUAUAAGAAGAGGUUCUUCCUCCCAAUAUACCUUCAUCUGACAAACUAUUUUCUCUCUGUAUUUUCAAAACAGCUAAUAUUUCUGAGGAUUAUCCCAAGCGGCUUGGUGACGUAGAAGAUUUCAUUCAAGCCACUAUAAAAAUCCUGAAGAGGUCACCAGAUAAACCAACGCCAUAUAGCUCCAAAAGGGAAAGAAACCGUCAACGUGCAGCAAAGAACAAUAAUAAUUCCAGCAGCAGAAAAGGACGGAGAGAUCCGAAGGGAAGAAACCGGGAUUGUGUCUUAACUGAGAUGCACUUAAAUGUGACUGACUUGGGCUUGGGAUACAACACCAAAGAGGAGUUGAUUUUCCGGUAUUGUAGUGGUUCCUGCGAGUCCGCUGUAACCGUGUAUGACCAAAUUUUAAACAAUUUAACCCAAAACAGAAAGUUGGCCAGUGACAAAAUCAGACCACAGCCUUGUUGCAGACCCAUUGCAUACGAUGAUGAUGUUUCGUUUUUGGAUGAUGACCUAUCAACUUAUCACAUACUGAAAAAACAUUCCGCAAAAAGAUGUGGAUGUGUCUGA
This is a messenger RNA of Podarcis lilfordi (Lilford's wall lizard), 26813 nucleotides long. Lineage: Eukaryota; Metazoa; Chordata; Lepidosauria; Squamata; Lacertidae. The record is from the annotation of a GenBank genome assembly.